UGACAAAUGCAAACUUCCAAGGUCUAUAAAUUGGAAACAUGCAACCCUUCAAGCCAAAUUCAUCACAAGAACAAACAAAGAAAUUUCUUACAUAUCCAACCGACAAAGAAAGAGACAUCACCAUCAAUAUCAUCACCAUGUCAAUGGAUCAAAAGAAAUCUAACAAAAUUAGAGAAAUUGUUAGACUUCAACAGAUCCUUAAGAAAUGGAGAAAAAUAGCAAACUCAUCAAAAACCACAGCCAACACCACCACCAUCACUAGAAGCAAAAGCAUGAAGUUUCUAAAAAGAACACUUUCUCUUUCUGAACGUGAAGGAGGAACAACAUCAUCAAACAACAAUGGUUCUGUUCCAAAAGGAUAUUUAGCUGUUUGUGUUGGAGAAGAGCUUAAGAGGUUCAUCAUACCAACUGAAUAUUUGGGUCAUCAAGCUUUUCAGAUUCUUUUGAGAGAAGCUGAAGAAGAAUUUGGGUUUCAACAAGCUGGUGUAUUGAGGAUUCCUUGUGAAGUCUCUACUUUUGAGAGUAUUUUGAAGAUGGUUGAAGAUCAUGGAAAGAAUAAGGACAAGUUUUCAAAUCAAGAAUGUAGAUCAAUUAGCAUUGAAGAGAUGAUGGGUUAUUGUUCUUUAGAAAAUCAACUUGCUUGUUCUCAUCAUCCUCAAAGUCCAUUGUGUAGAUAAAUAUAAUAAUUAAUAUUAUUGGAUGUUGCAAAUUUUUAUCCAUCUUAUUUUCCUUUCUUUGUUUUUACCAUUUAUAACAAAAUUAAUGAGCGAACCAUCUUUUUGAUA
Messenger RNA from Medicago truncatula (barrel medic), 785 nucleotides. RefSeq names its product auxin-responsive protein SAUR72. The coding region runs from base 39 to 677 and encodes 212 amino acids. Gene Ontology annotation, biological process: response to auxin. NCBI's taxonomy places the organism in Eukaryota, Viridiplantae, Streptophyta, Magnoliopsida, Fabales, Fabaceae. The transcript has a single exon. The record is from RefSeq and is a predicted model, not a curated record.